AUGCCGUUUUCAAGCACGGCAAAGCCUUAUGGCGAUAGUUCGUACGGACAAUUUCGGAGAAAUAGCUCCGGGCAAAAUCCAAAGAUUGACAUGGGUCAUUUGAAAGAAAAUAUCGAACGUACUUGUCAAUCGAUGACAAAGACGUUAGGGAGCUUCUCACAUUUUCAAAUAGCUAGUGCUGGAUUCGAAUACACGGAUCAGAAUAAUACGGCUGUCUGUCGCAAAUGUGGGUUACAAGUAUCAAAUUGGACGUCAGGAAGAACACCAUUUGCUCUUCAUUCUGACAAAAGCCCUACCUGUUCCUUUGUCCUAUCCAUCUUACCUUCAGAAAAAAUCAUCGAUCAUGCAACUGCCUCUUUACUUACAACUAUGGCAUCACUACGAUCAACCUCUACUGAUCACACAUCGUUUCGUGCGCUCACACCUCUCCUAAUCGAAGUGGACACUCUUAGACGCAUACGAAAGCGCACUUUUUCACACUGGCCAUCCUCAUCCUCUUCGUCAUCGUACCCUUCCGCAUCGCAAAUGAUUCAAGCUGGAUUCUUCUCUUGUAAUAUUGGUGAUCGAGUGAUGUGCAUCUAUUGCAACAUAAUCUGUCAUCAAUGGACUUGUACUGAUGAUGAUGAUCCAUGUGAGGUACACAGGAAGUUAUCGCCAAACUGUCCAUAUGUUCGACUGACAUCGAUCAAUUCAGCUGCAUCAUCGAUUGCCAUUAUCAAUGAUCAUUUAACUUCGAAUGUUGCAACAUCAUCUUCUGAUGACAGGAUCUAUCGAUUCGAUGUUAUUGUUCCUACAACUGCGAUUAAUCCAAUGUAUAUGGAAGUAACUCAGCGAUAUUUAUCUUUUUCGACAUGGUCCGGUGACAAUUUGCCAUCGGUAGAUGAUUUAGUGAAGAGCGGCUUCUUCUACACGGGUAAAACAACAAGGGUGACAUGUUUUUACUGUAACGGAUCAGUGGAAAAGUGGAGCGCAAACGACGAUCCGUUGAUCGAGCACGUUCGCUGUUUUCCACACUGUGCGUACGCGAAGCAAAUGUGUGAUAGUGAGACGUAUCAAAGAGUUCAAUAUGCAAAACUACGAGCUGAACAAAAGCAAACGAAUUCGAGCAUGGUUACGAGAGACUCAAGCAACAAGAAGGAGAUUUUAGGUGAUGAUCGAUCAUUAGCAAACGACAACGGUAUAUUAAUGCGAUGUGUGGCUGCCAGACUAGAUCUUCCUAUAUCUAUGAGGCUAGUUGAACGAGGUUUUAAGUUGUCUAUCAUCAAACGAUGUUGGGAAGACCAGUUGCAAAUAAAACGUGACGAUUUUAUUGAUGAAUGCGAUCUAGUGAUGGCGUAUAUGAUUCUACAAAAACAGAUCGACUGUAUUGCUGGAAAAAAUGAAAACAUUAUUGUACCACACAUAACGAUGGGAAAAUCACAAGUUCCCGAGCACCUAGAGUUUGGUGUCGUCGAUCAGGCCAUCGUACGAUCGACAGCAACUGACUUAUCUGGUGCUGACAAUGAUGAGAACGUAGAAAUGAUGAUAUCAUCAAGACAAUCAAGAGCAGCUACGUUCAAGAUUGAUUCUAGACAUGGCAGAAAUCCGAGAACAUCGAUAUUUGAUAGUUCAGAACCGCAUCGUAUAGCUUUACCGGAUUGCUGCAUGAUAGCCUAUGAAACUCUUACACCGUGCUAUUAUCAUCGAGAUAGCCAAUAG
Adineta ricciae is the source of this 1698-nucleotide messenger RNA. NCBI's taxonomy places the organism in Eukaryota, Metazoa, Rotifera, Eurotatoria, Adinetida, Adinetidae. The record is from the annotation of a GenBank genome assembly.